AUAUGCUUUUAAUGAACAGCCUGAGCUUUAUGAACCUGAAUGAUCAGUUUGUCGUGUUGUUCCGGAGACUUUUACUUUGAAAUGACGCAGAGGCGGAAAUGGAGUAGUGUGCUCAGUGCUCAACCUGUUCGCGUGGAAUGACUGGCUUCCUGUCAUUUCAGUGUAUUAGUAGAAGUUUACAAUGGCAGUGCAACGCCGAGGAAACGUUAAAUCCGCAGACACGAGUACCAUUGAGAAAAAAAUUAAAAGGGGGAUGGCACAGAGACAGGCUUCAUCAUACAGAGGAUACUCUGCUCUCCUGUUGGCCCUCCUCUGCACAUGUGCACUACUGACGUGGCUCUGGUCAGUCUGGACUAAUGACAUCAUGGACACUAUGGUCUCCAGAGGGGAAGUACUCACACAGCCCAGAGUGUUCAUGGUCCAGUGUUCGGAAGAUUAUCAAAAAUACAAGCACUUCCCAGGCUGCACACCUACCAAAUGUGGCCGAGCCGUUUCAGACAGCGUUGCAACCACAGAUGAGGCACAGAUACUGAAGAGGAUAGCAGAAAGGGGCCUGGCACUUGGUGGUUCAGAUGGAGGCGCAUCCAUUCUGGAUCUACACUCUGGAGCUUUGUCAAUGGGGAAAAAGUUUGUCAAUAUCUACAGUUACUUCAGUGAUCAAAUAAGAGAUAUCUUCACUGAAGAGGAUUUUGAACUCUACAGGGCUAUGCGUGGCCGCAUUCAGAAGUUGAUUGCAGAAACAUUUGGGUUGGACUACAGUAAGCUGUUCCUCACCAAGCCCACCUUCUUCUCCCGCAUCAACAGCACCACUGCUAAGACCACUCAUGAUGAGUACUGGCACCCACAUAUUGACAAGGUGACAUAUGGGUCCUUUGACUACACCUCAUUACUCUACCUAACAGAUUAUGGUGUGGAUUUUGGAGGGGGGCGAUUCAUCUUUAUGGACCCAAAUAGCAACCGAACAGUGGAGCCCCGUGCAGGACGAGUGUCUUUCUUUUCCUCAGGCUCCGAGAACCUCCACCGUGUGGAGAAGGUGGCAUGGGGCAUGCGCUACGCCAUCACUGUGUCCUUCACUUGUGACCCCGAUUAUGCUAUAGCUGAUCCCAGCUUACCAUAGGGUCCUUCUGAGUUAAUGACUGGAGCCCUGGGACAAAAAACAUAACAUGAGAAGAUACUUAAGUAUUCAAUUGAAGAUGUUUUGUUUUCUUUGGGAAAGAUUUAACAGACAUUACGAACUUAUUGACAUGGAAGAACAACAAUAACUGCAUGAGUUAAUUGCCCUGUAUUGUAUUGAAAAGAAAAAUUCACACAAAAAAUUUCCUGUGGACCUUCAUUCAGCCCCUGUUUUACUGCCUUUGACUUUCUCUGCUUGCCUUUUUACUUGUAAGUAACAUCUUGACUGUCUCCCUUUUGUCACAGUUAGAUCAGUUAUCACAGAUUGGACAAACAGCACAAGUGGAAAUUCUCAACAGGUGGUAUAAAUGAAAUUGCUCUUAAAGAACAAUUCGCUCAUGACCUGCUGAGGGAGCUUUUCAAAAGUGUUAGCAGGGGUUUAACGUUCAAUACCUUUCCUAGACUGCACCGUGUCUAUUAGAGUAAAAAUGUCUGAGCAAUGGCACUGCAUUGUGUUUUAUCGUAGCUGUUGAGAAAGUUGUCUUCUGAACAAGUGUAUUUCAGUAGCACCAUCUGUCUGUCAAUCAUAGUCCCUAUGAGAGAGGGAGUAUAAGGUCUAAACAAGCUGCGGUGCUGGAAAAGUUUAUUAAUGUAAAAUAUUCCGACUGGUCCUUAUACUGUCAUGACAUGCACGGAAAUGCAUCAAUUUGCUUGUUCCCUGGAAAGUACAUCUUAAUCUUGAAUUAAUUCUGCCAAUUCAAAUCACGACUGAGUGAUCUUUGCAAUAAAUGUCAUUUAUUGAUCUCAGUGCUUCAGGUUUAAUUGAGUGUAGUUAUGCUUAAUACACUGUUUUAUUGCUGUCAUCAGAUUAGAGUAUUAAACAGUGGUUUCCAGACCUCAACCACAUUCUUUCCCAAAAGGCAUGUCUUACUUUGCACGUUACACAAAGACUUACUCUCCACUCUGUUAUUCUCUAAUGCUUGGGCCACAAAAAAUGAAGAAAGAUUUAAAAAGACAGAAAUUGCAAAAGGUGUACUCGUUUUUAGGCUCUUCAUACAGUAUUAUCAUCUUAGAUUAUACUAUGGCAUGGAGUGUGUAACAUUUAAUCUGAACUCUUCUGUAUACCCAGUGACAACUGUGCUGAACUGAUAUCCACCAUAUUUGUUACAGAUUUGUUCAUGAGACAUUCAGGAUAAUUUAACCAAGUGUAAUGUCGAGUGUUUGGUGACUGAAGAAAAUCCAGAACAUUAUAUCUGUGGUCUCUCAGUGAAGCUCUUAUAAAUCCAGUACCAUGACGCAGGCUUUGCUGAUGGAUUUGAAGCAUGCUGAGUGAAUGGUUGAGAUUUUGAGGUGAACUUAUGAACCUCAAUUGUUCUCUUCGCUUUCUCUACUGGCCAUGGAGUGGAGUUCUGUCUGUGGGAUGCCCGGACCACAACUGAGAGGAAAAUGUGCUUUGAGAAAUACUUCAACUAAACAGAUUUGAUAAGAAGGUUAUCCAUGGAAACAUCUGAAUUAUUUAUAGAGGGUUAUACAAAGGUUUCUCUUAGAUCUAUAGCAGUAUCUCUGUCAGAAUUGUUUCUGGUGUAUGUUUCAUAUCUUUCAUGUACUUACUAUUGAACCAACACUAUUAACCAUCAUCUGGAGUUUUACUUAUAUUGUUCAGUUAUUUUAGCAUGACAUAAGAGGUUUUUAUUUAUUUAUUUAUUUAUUUAUUUAGCUUCAUCUAGUAGGCUUGCUAACCUUGGAGAGAAAAUUGAUAACCAGUAUUUAACAUCUGUUAAAUAUAAUUGACUGAGAUUUUGAAGAUGGAAAUGCAAUCUGCAGUCUGUCAUUAUAACAUGGCACUGUCAUACCUUAACUGUGGAAUGAAUGAGGCUAUUGACUAUGCAUGAUUUUGUACCAUGUUGUGUAAUUUGCAUUUGAGUCAAGUAUCAUAGUGGUUUUAUUGAGAGGUCAUUUAUGGUUAUACUUUAUUAUACACUUUGAAUUGAAACCUCAGAAUCAUACAACCACAGAUGUACUAUUCCAUUUCCACUGUAGCAAGCGGGUAAUUUUGUGUGGCUUUUAUUAUUAUUUUUAUUUGAUGGAUUCACAGUCUGAAUGUGGACUGAGCUCUAGGAUGUGAUCAGCCACAGGUUAAUAAGAAGAGUCUGUAAUAUUACUUAAUGAAUUAUCCAUUAAUUCAAUACAUAGUGUAGAAAUAAUAUGUAUUUGAUGAAUGCUUAAUUAAUCAUAUAAGGUGAUGAUAAGUGAAAGGUAUGGAAUGGGGGGGAACAGCCUUGUUCUUUACUUGAGGAUAAAUAUUAAAACAUGGUCAUUUAUUUAAAUUGUGAAGCCAUUCAUCUUUGCAGAGCUGAAGUUUCAGCUGCUGCCUUAAUGCUAUGGUUGAAUGAGGAUACAGAUAUUCUUAAAGUGAAUGGGAUUAAAGUGAAAUACUGACAAAAUCCUGCAGAUAGGCAGGCAAAAAAUGGCGAAAGUCUUAAAAAUGAAAGAACUCCUCAAAAUAUGGUAGUUGAUGAAUAUACACUUCACAUCACAAGGUGGGCCUAGGGUGCACCAUAGGAAAGAAAGCAUAUAGAUGUUAGAGACAAAUUAUGUGUGAGGUUCCAUUCAACUGUGUUAGACGAUAAUGCGUUUCCACACCACAGGAGUUGUUGUCACCUGUGGGGUAGUUUUAGCUCUUUUUUUCUUUUUCUUUUCUUUUUUUUUUUUUAUUUUUUUAUUUUUAUUUUUUUAGAUCUGUGUUGAUCUCAAUACAUCAUGAUGAACAUCAAUAGAGUCUCUCCUGCCUCUGCUAACUGGCAGUUUGUUUGAUGGAGUAUGGGAUUAAGUUUAAAUACUUGGAUCAGGGCAUAUUAUCAGUAAUGUCAGAACCCAAACAUUUACGUCAUUUGUCUUAUUCAGAAAGAAUUUAGGAGCUGCAUGCUUUGAAAGCUAUGUAAUACUAUAUUGGAAGCAAAGUCAGUAUUUCUUGCAUAGUAAUCAGACUUAAUGACUGUCCUGGUAGUUGUAUGGCUGCACUGAAGUAGUUAGUAACCCAAGCUUCCCACUGGCACGUUUACAAUCAAAUCAUGGAGGAGCUAUUUUAAAAAAGUGCUUGCAGCUAAACAUAACAAUAAACUCAGAGAAUUCAUUCCAGGAAUAUCCGAGAGGCUGUUACUGUAAAGGCGAAAUAAGUAAAUUAAUAACAAAUGAAUGUCUUUUCCCCCAACACUGUCCUGUACAGCUCAGUUAAUUUAUUAUUAAAUGUGAAUUUAGUUAAUAAGUGUUUUCCCAACAGAGCUAUUAGUUAAAACAAGACUUUCAAUAUGUACAUCUGACUCAAAUGUUC
Messenger RNA from Ictalurus furcatus (blue catfish), 4444 nucleotides. RefSeq names its product urotensin-2 receptor 2 (gene ogfod3). NCBI's taxonomy places the organism in Eukaryota, Metazoa, Chordata, Actinopteri, Siluriformes, Ictaluridae. Gene Ontology annotation, cellular component: membrane. The record is from RefSeq and is a predicted model, not a curated record. Gene Ontology annotation, molecular function: oxidoreductase activity, acting on paired donors, with incorporation or reduction of molecular oxygen; L-ascorbic acid binding; iron ion binding. The transcript is spliced from 9 exons. The coding region runs from base 182 to 1117 and encodes 311 amino acids.